AUGUCGGCCUCCGCCAGCCUCCAACUCCGAUUGGGUGCGACCCAGCUCAAGGAUUGGGACGUUCACCGAGUAUCAGGAGAUGGAUUUACGGCUCUCAUCCGAUCAAUUUCACAGAAACAAAAGGAUCGUGAGCCAUUCUACAUAUUGGAUUUGGGAGCUGUAGUGAGGCUCAUGGACAUGUGGAAACAAGCUCUUCCCAACGUGGUGCCAUACUAUGCUGUUAAAUGCAAUUGCCAACCUCCAUUGAUCACUGCGCUUGCCUCACUGGGCGCAAACUUCGACUGCGCAAGUCGUGCUGAGAUUGAGACGGUGAUGGCACUUGGAGUUGGUGCCCAACAGAUUGUGUACGCCAAUCCAUGUAAGGGCGAGUCCCAUCUAAAGUACGCAGCCAGUGUGGGGGUCAACCUCACCACCUUCGACUCCAUGCAGGAGAUUGAUAAGAUUAUAAUGUGGCAUAAAAAAUGCGACUUGCUGCUUCGAAUCAAGGCUCCGAAUGAUGAGAAAGGUUCAUGGCGUUCGCUUGGAUCCAAAUUCGGAGCACUGCGGGAGGAGGUGGUGCCACUUCUUCAGCACGCCAAUGCAGCGGGGCUGAGGGUAAUUGGGGUGUCAUUCCACGUGGGGUCUAAAGUGAAUGACCCCCAAGUGUACCGUGGAGCAAUAGCUUCUGCUAGGGGUGUGUUCGACGCAGCUGCCCAGCUGAAGCUGCCUCCAAUGCAUGUUCUCGACAUUGGAGGGGGGUUCCAGGAAAGCCCAACGUUCCACGAAAUUGCUGCAGUCAUAAAGGAAGCCAUCAAUGAUUAUUUCCCAAGUUCUGAAACAUCUGAAGAUCUCAAGAUAAUGGCUGAGCCAGGGAGAUUCUUUGCUGAAACUGCAUUCACGCUGGUGUCUAAUAUAAUUGGGAAACGGGUGAGAGGCGAGAAGAGAGAGUAUUGGAUUGAUGAUGGGAUCUACGGAUCCUUUAACCUUCCAGCAUAUGAUAAGUCGUCCAUGAUGGUGAAACCGCUGCUUGGAGGAUCAGAGUGGAUGAAUAAGGCUAAAUUCUCUUCGACUGUGUUUGGACCAACGUGUGAUUCCAUGGACAUGGUGGUGGCUGAAUCUCAACUGCCGGAGCUGCAUAUGAAUGAUGUGCUAGUGUUCUAUAACAUGGGGGCAUACACUGCCUCUGCUGGAACCAGAUUCAAUGGCUUUGACAUAUCAUCAAUUUCCACCUUCCUGACGUACGUUUACAGGCAAUAUUAAUUAAAUAAGGCAAAAACAGUACUCCCUCUGUGUGUCUUCCUCUCUGCCUGCACCUGCAUUUAAUUAUUUUCUUAGUGGAGCCAUAUCUGGCCUUUUUGCACGUCUUAUAAACGAAGAAAUCCUCCUUGUUGUCGCAUGGGAGAUUAGGUCAUAUCUCUUGUUGAAAGGAUUAACAGAUCAGUAAAUAAUGGAAUCCAUGAGUCUCAUUAUUUUACUAA
This is a messenger RNA of Vitis vinifera (wine grape), 1457 nucleotides long. RefSeq names its product ornithine decarboxylase. The transcript has a single exon. Gene Ontology annotation, molecular function: ornithine decarboxylase activity. The coding region runs from base 1 to 1239 and encodes 412 amino acids. The record is from RefSeq and is a predicted model, not a curated record. Lineage: Eukaryota; Viridiplantae; Streptophyta; Magnoliopsida; Vitales; Vitaceae. Gene Ontology annotation, cellular component: cytoplasm.